AUUGCGUGUACUUCAUCUUCCGGUCUUCAUAAACAGCAUGGCGAAUUUAGAGCACGCAGAAGACAACCCAAAACAUGUGAAAAUGUCCGGGGAAAUAUGCGCCUCCAGUGCUGUAGUAAACCGACAGAAGAGCCCUCAGUCUGGCAGAGAUACCGGCGUGGUCCCGUGCGCUAUCCCGUCGUUCUCAGCCGCCUCCGAGCUGCUGUCAGCGCCGUACUCGUGUCUGGUCAUGAACGUGCACCGGAGACACAUUGCCCUGCCGCCCAUGUACCUGUACAAGAAGAGGACAGGUAUACAGGAGGAGCUGGAAACCGAGCUGCUCAAGUUCUCACCGAGUCUAAUGGGAGUACCACUGGCUUAUGAGAACAUCAGGAUUGUGGGCCGGCGCGGUAACAUCUACGACGACAGCGGCUUCAUCCACAUGAAUAUAGAGGCCAACUUUAUUGUCUUUGAGCCCCAAAAAGGACAGAAACUGCUGGGGAAAGUUAAUAAACUAGGACAAAGCCAUGUGGGCUGCCUUGUGCACGGCUGCUUCAACGCCAGCAUCCCCAGACCCAACCUGGUUUCUGUGGAGACCUGGCGGGACGCAGGGCCGAGAAUCGGAGCAGAAAUGGAGUUUGAGGUGACUGCACUCGACGCUGACACUGCGGGGGUGCUGCUGAUCAGAGGACGGCUGGACAGGACCAGGGUGCAAGAGCUUCUGGCUAUGGGUGAAAGCUGCGAGUCCGUGGUCCCUGCAGACCAGCCAGAAGCACCUGAGCCAGAACUGAACCCAGAAGCCACAGAGGAGUCUCCCAAAGACACCCCAAAGAAGAAGAAGAAGAAGAAGAAGAAGGACAAAGUCAAAGUCAAAGAGGAGGAGGAGGAGGAGGAGAGAGAAGAGGAGACGACAGGAACCUCCUGCCAAUUGGACAGCAACACAACACCAAAGCUGAAUGGAACAAUGAAUGAAGCAAAUGACAAUGAAGCUGGUGAGAAGAAGAAGAAGAAGAAGAAGAAAAUUAAAAAACAUGUAAAAGAAGAGGAGGUGGAGGUUGAGUUCUCUCCCACGGAGGUCCACUGCAGUGACUCCAGCGGUUACCUUAGUGACAAGCCAAAAAGAAAGAGGAGACAUGAAACUGGUACAGAUGUCACAACUAGUUUUAGUGAAGAUCCUGAACCACCAAAAUCCAAGAAGAAGAGGAAAAGUGACACUGAACAAUUUGCCUGAAAAGUUGUUUCGCUGUUUGGAAAUCAGGUUGAUUGUUUGUAAUAAUUGAGGUAAUUCAACAUUAAUGACGACAAUGUUUCUGGAGGAUUAUACAGACGUGCCUUAACAAAUUAAACACAAUUUUUUAGCAAGUGAGAUCUCUGGUGGGUUCUUUCGAGAUCCUCUAAAAGCGUUUCUAGAGAGCGUCAGACUUGCUGCAGGAGCCUUUCUACAGUCAUGUGUUGUAACUUGUGGAAAAGCUUAAAGAAGAGUGUAACUCCCUCACACAGCCUGAGGGGGGGAGCAGAACUGCUUCAUAUGUCAAGACUGGGACACAAAAACAGAGGAGUGAAACCAUGUCAACUUCAUCUACAAUGGUUCUGAGAGUAAAUAAGGUCUUUGCAUUGGAUUUUUGGAGCCAAAUGGGCGAAACCUACUUCAUAUCAAUGCUCUGUACAUACUUAUGUUUGGUUACUGGAGAAGGAAGGCUAGACAGCUGAGACUGCCAAGCUCAGUUUAAGAAACUAUUCUUUUCGUUUCACUGAAAACCAACAGACAUGUACAUUAAAUCUUCUGAUCUCCUCCCAAUUAAAGAGCUCUGUAUUUUGAGA
Cottoperca gobio is the source of this 1800-nucleotide messenger RNA. It is a transcript of the gene polr1f, whose product is annotated as RNA polymerase I subunit F. Gene Ontology annotation, cellular component: RNA polymerase I complex. Gene Ontology annotation, biological process: transcription elongation by RNA polymerase I; DNA-templated transcription initiation; DNA-templated transcription. NCBI's taxonomy places the organism in Eukaryota, Metazoa, Chordata, Actinopteri, Perciformes, Bovichtidae. The record is from RefSeq and is a predicted model, not a curated record.